AUGCCCCGUCCGCCCCUCACCGUUGCGCCGACCAUCGAGGGCUGGGCCCAGGUCUUGGAACACAUUUGCCCGGUGCACCAAGCACCCAGGGCCCUAGCUACGGAUGAAGACGUAUUGUUCCCGCUAGGUGUCGCAGGAGGAAAUAAGGGGCGCCCAGUGGUGAAGACGGGUUCCCGUCGAAUCGUCUACCUGGACAAGUUCACGGGUGACCGCCCCCACUCCGAAAAACAAGUCCCCGUAUGGGAAGGAUGGCACUUUCUCCCCACCUUGGUUUUUGUCGGUCCGGACGUGGACUGGAGGUACGGCAUCGACGGCAGCGACGACUGGUACCGCCACGGCAUCCGCAAGAACAACAAGCAUCAUAAUACCUGCAACGCCUGGUACGGGGCGGUGGUAGCAGGUGGCACGGGCCCGGCCAUUGGGAUGGUCACGGUCAUCGACACGGAUAUUGCAACGUGGAUGAAGAAGAUGAUACGAAGGGCGACGGCGAACAGGGACACGACGAUGGGCAAGAUGAAAAAGAGGACGCUCCGACACCGCGACGAGGCGGGAACCGUCUACCUCGCAGCCAAUCAGCGGCUUGACGUUGAGGAAGAUAGCAUUACAAUUAGCAUUAUUCAGGCCCCUGAUACAUCUGCGGAUGCGGGCUUUCAGUCCAGCUUACAGCAAGAGCCGAGCGAAACAGCGCAUUCUACUACAAGUAGCAUCAUCCAGGCCCCCGAUACAUCUGUGGAUGCGGGUUUUCAGUCCAGCUUACAGCAAGAGCCGAGCGAAACGGCGCAUUCUACUACAAGUAGCAUUAUCCAGGCCCCCGAUACGUCUGUGGAUGCAGGUUUUCAGUCCAGCUUGCAGCAGGAGCCGAGCGAAACGACGCAUUCUAUUACAAGUAGCAUUAUCCAGGCCCCCGAUACGUCUGUGGAUGCGAUUUUCGACUCCAGUAUUCAGCCAGACCCGAGACAAACAUCAGGAUCCUCUGACGAAAUCGAUAAGCUGGCAACCUCGAGAAACGAGCUGUCUGCCACAUCCGCUAAUAAAUCGGUGGAUGCAAUGGAAGGAGCAGAAGCCGUCAUCCACAGCCCAAGAGCUAUCCAGCUCCCCAACUCAAACAUCCUCCCCACCCAAAGCCUAGCCGACCCUUCUACUGUAACAGAGCCAUCCUCCACAGCCCACGAGCCAUCCAGCUCCCCAACUCAAACAUCCUCCCCCACCCAAAGAUUAACCGACCCUUCUACCGUAACAGAGCAGCAGCAGCCGUCAUCCACAACCCUCGAGCCAUCCAGCUCACCCACUCAAACAUCCUCCCCCAACGGACCGGACUGCAGCGCCCUCGUCAACGGCGAUUUCAGCAACGGUCUCGCCGGCUGGACCGUCGAAGGAUCCAACGCACCCGUCUCCGAGAUCCAGGAAACCGACGUAGGCAACGCCUACACCAUGCUCGUCACCAGCGGCGUCGGCUGGUCCGACCUCCGCCUCAUGCAGCCGAUCCAGUGCGCGGCGGACGGCGAAAAAUACCUAGACUGGUCCACAUAUGCCACCAUCCAGCCCGUCGACAUCGUCCGCGAGGAGAACCCCUCGCUUGGCCUGCGGGCCCGGUGCUAUAAUUCCACGACGACGGGGCCCAUGUUCCAGUUUGCCCAAAUCUCCGUGAACCAACGGUUUGAAGAGUUUAGUUUGAAGAAAUCUGGCUCUGGGGGAGCCUGA
This is a messenger RNA of Parascedosporium putredinis, 1701 nucleotides long. NCBI's taxonomy places the organism in Eukaryota, Fungi, Ascomycota, Sordariomycetes, Microascales, Microascaceae. The record is from the annotation of a GenBank genome assembly.